AGUUGAAAAAAAACCCACCAUGUCCAUGAGACCGUGACUCCGGUGUCUGUGAGGUAAAAUAAUAAAUCGUGAGGCCGCACCUACAAGGCUACAAAAUCCCACUCACAACACAGCCGCCAAAAAUCAAAUCACCGUCUCACCAGUCACCGGUAUUCACUUCAACGCUUCUAAUAAAAUCACUGUUGUUUCAAGUAGAGAGAGAAAGAAGAUUUCGUUAAUUAGGGUUUUUUUUUUUGAAGAAUUCAUCAAUGGCGUGCGUAUAUAUUCCAGUUCAAAACUCUGAGGAAGAAGUUCGAGUUUCUCUUGAUCAAUUACCUCGCGAUGCCACUGACAUUCUCGAUAUUCUCAAAGCUGAACAAGCUCCUCUCGACCUCUGGCUCGUCAUCGCGAGGGAGUAUUUUAAGCAAGGGAAGGUUGAACAAUUUCGCCAAAUAUUGGAAGAAGGUUCAAGCCCUGAAAUCGAUGAAUAUUAUGCGGAUGUGAGAUAUGAAAGGAUUGCCAUUUUAAAUGCGUUGGGCGCGUACUAUAGUUAUAUAGGUAAAAUUGAGACAAGUCUCAAGGAGAAGGAUAACCAUUUUGCUUUAGCAACUCAGUACUAUAAUAGGGCAUCAAGAAUUGACAUGCAUGAAUCGUCUACUUGGGUGGGCAAAGGUCAGCUUUUACUUGCUAAGGGUGAUGUAGAGCAGGCAUUUAAUACAUUCAAGAUUGUACUCGAUGGUGAUCCCGAUAAUGUGCCUGCUCUUCUUGGACAGGCUUCUGUGCAGUUUAAUCGUGCACGUUAUUCUGAGUCCUUGGAAUUGUAUAAGAGAGCCUUGAGAGUGUAUCCUGAUUGCCCUGGAGCUGUCAGACUAGGCAUAGGUCUAUGUCGCUACAAGCUGGGUCAUUUUGAAAAGGCCCGUCAAGCUUUUGAGCGUGUAAUGGAGUUAGAUCCAGAAAAUGUCGAAGCUCUUGUGGCUCUUGGGAUCUUGGAUUUGCAUGCAAAUGAUGCUGCAGGGAUUAGAAAAGGGAUGGAAAAAAUGAUGAUUGCAUUUGACAUAUAUCCCUACAAUGCCUUGUCUUUGAAUUAUCUGGCGAAUCACUUUUUCUUCACUGGUCAACAUUUUUUAGUUGAGCAACUGACAGAAACGGCCUUGGCUGUUACAAAUCACGGACCAACUAAGGCUCAUUCGUACUACAAUUUGGCUCGAUCUUAUCAUAGCAAGGGAGACUAUGAAAAAGCAGGGCGAUACUACAUGGCCUCUGUCAAGGAAAGCAGCAAGCCCCAGGAAUUUGUGUUGCCAUACUAUGGCUUGGGCCAAGUACAGAUCAAAUUGGGAGACUACAGAAGUUCCCUUGCGAAUUUUGAAAAGGUCUUGGAGGUCUAUCCUGAGAACUGUGAAACACUGAAGUCUCUUGGGCACCUUUAUGCUUUACUCCACCAGACGGACAAAGCUUUGGAGGUCUUGAGGAAAGUUACUAGAAUCGAUCCACGUGACGCUCAGGCAUUCUUAGAUCUUGGCGAAAUUUUGACCCCAUCUGAUGCAGGAGCUGCUCUAGAAGCCUACAGAACUGCACGGAGUCUUCUAAGCAAAGUGGGUGAAGAUGUACCAAUAGACCUGCUUAACAACAUUGGGGUUCUUCACUUUGAGAGGGGAGAGUUUGAGCUUGCAGAACAAACUUUCAAGGAUGCUUUAGGUAAUGGUGUAUGGCUCUCAUUAAUCAAUGGCAAAGAAAUAAAUUAUGUUGGGGAUGCAGUCACAGCUUUGCUUCAGUACAAGGACAUCCAGAUAUUUCGUCGUCUUGAGGAAGAAGGCAAUUGUGUGGAACUACCAUGGAACAGAGUUUCAACAAUCUUUAACCUGGCCCGGUUAUUUGAGGAGUUACAUAGAACUCUUAGUGCAAUUUUGUUAUAUCGCCUAAUUUUAUAUAAGUAUCCAGAGUAUGUAGAUGCUCUUUUAAGGCUUGCUGCCAUAGCAAAGGCUCGAAGCAACAUUCAAUUAAGCAUUGAAUUGGUUGGUGAAGCAUUAAGGAUAAAUGAUAAAUGCCCCGGUGCUAUUGCCAUUCUAGGAUGCUUGGAGCUAAAGAAUGAUGAAUGGGUUAGGGCUAAGGAGACUUUCCGUGCUGCUAGUGAGGCUGCUGAUGGGAAGGAUUUUUAUGCUUCUGUUUGUCUGGGAAACUGGAAUUACUUUGCUGCACUUGUAAGUGAAUUAAAGAAACAGGUGAAGCACAUUCCUGUCCAUCUGGAGAAAGCGAAAGAUAUUUAUUCCAAUGUCUUAAAGAAGUGCACCACUAAUUUGUAUGCUGCCAACGGGCUGGGAAUGAUUCUUGCAGAAAAGGGACAAUUUGAUGUUUCCAAAGAAAUAUUUACACAGGUGCAAGAAGCUGGAAGUGGAACAAUUUUUUUUCAGAUGCCAGAUGUGUGGAUAAAUUUGGCACAUGUGUACUUUGCUCAAGGGAAUUAUACGUUGGCUGUAAAAAUGUAUCAUAAUUGCUUGCGGAAGUUUUUCUACAAUACAGAAAGUCAACUUCUCCUGUAUCUUGCCCGGACUCAUUAUGAAGCUGAGCAGUGGCAGGACAGCAAGCGAGCACUACUGAGAGCCAUGCAUUUGUCACCUUCGAAUUAUACCCUUAAAUUCAAUCUUGGUGUUGUGAUGCAGAAGUUUUCAGCAUCCCUGCUGAAUAAGGAAAAGAGGUCUGCAGAUGAGAUGCGCACAACAGUUGCUGAGCUGGAGAUUGCUAUUAGUGUGUUUGGCCAUCUUGCUGUUGCUUUUAAUCAGAAUAUUCAUGGAAUUGAUGAGAAGAAGAUUGAGACACAUGUUAGCUACUGCAAGCACUUACUGGAGGUUGCCAAAGUUUAUAGGGAGGCCGCUGAACUCGAGGAGCAACAGAGCAGGCAGAGACUUGAGCUUGCUCGUCAGGUAACGUUAGCUGAGGAAGCACGUCGUAAGGCUGAAGAACAGCAGAGGCUUCAGGUGGAAAAGAGAAAACAAGAGGAAGAGCUGAAGCGAGUGAGAGAAAUGGAAGAGCGUUUCGAACGUGUCAAGGAGCAAUUGAAGAGCAGCAGUCAACCGUCCAAGCGAAAGGAAAGGGCUCAAAGUGAAGAUGAGGAGGGUGAGCAUAGUGAGAAGAAGAGAAGGAAAGGAGGAAAGAAGAAGAGGAGGGACAAGAGCGAGAAGUUGCAUUAUGAGACUGAAGAACUUGAAGCUAACAGGGUUGAAUUUCAGGAAGAUAUGGAUGAACCCCACAAUGAUUAUGGGGAACCAACUAAUCAGUUCAAUGCGGAGGCAUAUGAUAAUGGUGAAGACCAUGCUCUAGAUCCUCUUGCUGCAGUUGGGCUUGAAGAUUCAGACGCUGAGGAAGAAAUGGGUCCCCCUACAACUGCAAGUCGGCGGAGACAAGCGUGGGCGGAAUCUGAUGAGGAGGAACCUGCAUAUAGGCAGGAAGAUUUUAGCCCAUUAGGAGAGAACACUUCUCAGCAGCAGGAGGGUGGCACUGUAGGAGAAGAUAACGAACAAAAUGUCGAGUUUGAUGAUGAUGUAGAUUAAUUCGAGCGCAUGCUGCAACAAGUUGAAGGACCUGACAUUCUAGAGUUUAGUUUCACUUCUACUUGCGGGUGGUUCUUUAGAAUUUCUUUUCUGAGGGGUUGCAUAGGCCCCUAGAUUCUGUAUAAAAGUUUAUCUUAGGUGUAGCUGAUCAGGCUGGAGCUGUUCAGGAUCCUGCGCGCAAUCUUUUUCUGUACAUUGUUUUUGGAAAAGCCUGCAUUUGGGUCAUUCCUUAAUUUUGUAUCUAUAGCUGUUCUAAUGUUAUUAUUCUGGUGAAUAUUGUAGAAAAUACUCCUGUUGGUUAGCAAAUAAAUUUUGUUUUUGUGUA
Molecule: messenger RNA, 3849 nt
Organism: Beta vulgaris subsp. vulgaris (sugar beet)
Lineage: Eukaryota; Viridiplantae; Streptophyta; Magnoliopsida; Caryophyllales; Amaranthaceae
Product: protein CTR9 homolog
Exons: 24
Coding region: 249-3524 (1091 amino acids)
Biological process (GO): regulation of DNA-templated transcription
Cellular component (GO): Cdc73/Paf1 complex
Molecular function (GO): RNA polymerase II complex binding
Source: RefSeq, a predicted model, not a curated record